CACUGAUAAAGUUAUCCAUACCGGUGAAACCCUUGCUGGAAUGCAGAGUUGUCGAAAAAAGACCAUUCAACGGGAAUGGCCGUCAAAUAAAAACGAAUUCUAUCAAGGCGGCAAAUUUUUCAGACGAUAUUCAGUUCCUGUCAGGGCGCGCGCUUGGAAUAUUUGGCUUGCGGCUUCCAGGCUGUCGCUGAUCCUCUUGACGAGUCGAAACAGGUGGCGUCGAGGCGGGCCGUGACGGCAUGCCGUGACAUUGCGAUGCUGUGACAGACUGUGCAAUGACGUCAUCUAUCGUUCCGCUUGACUCCAGUCUGGAUUCUCUUGUCCUUCUACUCUCAUCAUCCGUUGAAUCCGUUGCAAUGCCCUCUAUAACCGACUUACCCGUAGAGCUCUUCUUGGAUAGUUUACUGCCAUUACUUCCAGUCAACGAUCUCGCUCAUCUGGCCACAACUUGCAAGUUCUUUGCUGUGCUUGCAUCCGAUAGUACUUUUUGGAAACUCAAAUGUCAAUCCGACUUCAAUUUUUCUGGGGCUGGAACUGCUCGAACAAGCGGCUGGAAGUUUAUUUAUUCACGUCUGUCCAAACCACGCGUUUUCGUUUGGGGAGCAAAAUCCCAUGGGAGACUCGGGUUGUCAACACUGCCUAAAACCUCGCUUAAUGAUGUACCUUUUCCGACUGAGCUGAAAAUACCUGGCGCCCGUAUCGUCAGCCUCGUCGCAGCAGGAAUGUCGUUUCACGCUUUGGAUUCAAAGGGGAACAUUUUUGUUUGGGGUACUCUUGACGGACUUCACCGUGCCCUGACUAGUGAUGGUUUUUCUGAGGCAGGCAAGCAAGCAGGACACCCGUUGAGACUGCAUUUACCAGUUUCAAUGCGCAGCAUCAGCUGCGGGAGACUGCAUGCGGCGUCUUUGGAUUCUCAAGGCUACGUUUGGAACUUCCUCAAUUGGGGGCGACCAUUCCGAUUAACGUCGCUUCGUCUCAAGACUUUGGAUUCCUAUCCAAUUCAGGUUGAGUGUGGGUGGAAUUUUUCAUCUGCUUUGACGAAAACCGGCGACAUCUUUGUUUGGUGGCCAUUCUCGGGCUCCAUGGAAAGACAUAUCGUAGACAGGAAUUCGGCGAUGGAUGACGCCGGCGAUAAGAAAGCCCAUGCCUCAAGCGAUGGUGUCAUUGCUUGUGUGCCUUGGGUCCUUGAUAUGGAUCCCGUCGCUUUGCCUUCAUUGCCCCCUCUUCCCGUCUUGAAUACCUCUGCAGAAGGAGACACCGAUGAACCCAUCAAAAUCAUACAAAUAGCAUCGUAUGACCGGCAUCUUGUUGCUCUUACGACGAAAGGACAUGUCCUCAAGUUUGGCUCCCUAGAAGACGAAACAACCGUAGUUCGUGGCCGAUGGGAAUAUUUACCAAGGUACAGCGAAGUCGAAAGAGUCCGACUGCAUGGGGCAUUUUCUUCGACCGGUGGUUCAGUGGAGCCUCCGGCAACAAUGAAGAUCACACAUAUAUCCGCCCACUUCAAACACUUCAUCGCCUAUUCCACCGGUUCUAGUUCAAUCGUUCUUAUGGGAGGCAUCGACACUACGCCCGAUUCCGAGCCCCAAAUCAUCCCUGCUCUUCAGAAUAAAUCUGUCAUAUCCGUUGUGCUCGGAGACUAUCAUCAAGCGGCAGUAACGGCGGCCGGCAAACUGUUAACUUGGGGCGCAUACUCCGAUGGAGCUCUCGGACUAGGAGAUCCUUGCAGGCUCGAGGCUGGUCGUCCAGGUGCAUUCCAGACUGAGAAUGCGCGCCUUAUGGCUCUAGACAGAGGAAGAGGUACUCCCGCGGUCGUACAAGUUCCCACUGAAGUACGGUUCGAUCAUGGCAGGAAAAAACCGAAGGACAGGUUUUGUCUUUCGGCCGCAGCUUCUGGAUGGCAUUCCGGGGCACUGAUCAUUGACCUUGAGGAGAAUAUGAAUGACGCGGACAGUGAUGCCGAGAAAGAGGAACUUGUAAGGCAACCCCCAACGACGGCGCGUCGCCACUCUACACCGCCAAUCAUCCCUCAAAAUCCCGGCGAUCCCUUUAUCGGUCGUGGCACUCCUUUCUUCAGGAUCGGUUUUGCCGGUAGGGGAAUGAACCGGGGGGGACCAGGUCACGGACGGGGAGGUUCUUGAGAUAUAUAGAUAUAGCCUGGGUACCGUGUAGGUGUUGUAUAGUUUUCAGAAUGUAUUAUAGUGUUCGUCGCCAGAGUACAACCUAUCAUAAUUGAUAGCUUUAGUUACAAUUCUGACCCUAUUCUUUAAGUAUCUACGGCUCUAUAGCCUGAGGUAGAAGCUUGUAUAAUGGCCUGAUGGUCUAGUAGUAUGAUUCC
This is a messenger RNA of Desarmillaria tabescens, 2338 nucleotides long. Its product is annotated as regulator of chromosome condensation 1/beta-lactamase-inhibitor protein II. Gene Ontology annotation, molecular function: guanyl-nucleotide exchange factor activity; protein binding. Gene Ontology annotation, cellular component: cytoplasm. The coding region runs from base 276 to 2141 and encodes 621 amino acids. The transcript has 10 exons. NCBI's taxonomy places the organism in Eukaryota, Fungi, Basidiomycota, Agaricomycetes, Agaricales, Physalacriaceae. The record is from RefSeq and is a predicted model, not a curated record.